Linum trigynum is the source of this 2169-nucleotide messenger RNA. NCBI's taxonomy places the organism in Eukaryota, Viridiplantae, Streptophyta, Magnoliopsida, Malpighiales, Linaceae. The record is from the annotation of a GenBank genome assembly.
CCUGUGUGGUCUGAUUCGGUCUGGUCUGGUCCAGAUAGACCACACUCAACGAAAAAUGAAUAAUUUGUUUAGUCAACCACACAAAAAAUUGAACCAAUAACCAAGAAAAAUAAUUGUUAUUUGCCGUAAAACAUUAAUCCUAACAUGCAUGAAUAAUUUUGAUACUCUAAAUUUUAGUACAUAACAAAGAUACAAAGUAAAAACAUCUCAGCUUGCACCAUAACGUCGUAAACAUUAACAUAAUGUCAUAUGGAGACACUAUUAUCUCUACUCUCUAGUUAAAUGUGGUUGUGAAUGAAGGAGGAAGAGAUUCACAAAAUUAAGGUUGAGACUUGGGUGUCGUUUUGGGAGUUUGGAGAGUGGUCGAAUGAGCUGUUAACACAUAUUGACAAGUCAGUUUGGGACGGUUUGGUCCGGUAAACCGCGGUCUAGACCAGACCAGACCAGACCAAGAGAUCAAAUCAUAAAAUAAUACAGACCAUAGACCAGACCAGACCAUACUUCACGGUCUACGGUCCAGACCAAACUGUGCGAUACGGUCAGAUCUAUUUUCUCAGCCCUAAUUUAACCUCAAUUCUUUCCUCCCCACCGGCCACCGAGGAAUCUUCGUAUCAGCGCAGGACUUUUUGAAGAGGAAAAAGGCGCCGCCGUGGUUUCAUUAUAGCCGUUAAAAGUUAGUUCACCUUAUCUGAUUCAUCACCGUGGCCGCCGUGGGCAAUGAAUCCCCAACAAGCCAAAACCCUCACUACGCUGUAACUCUUCCACCCCCAAAACAACCAUCCAUGGAGAUUCUUCUCAAAUCCCCAUUUCCCAUCUUCUUCAGACGCCCAAUUUCUACCUUCCUCAUUAGACCCACUAAACCCUCAGCCGUCGCAAUCAAGCCGCCGCCUCCUGACUUCGACUUCCGAUCGUCGGACAUAUACCUGAAGUCUCGAGCCACGAUCUCAACAAUCCAUCCCGAGUUAACCGACUUGGCCGAAUCCGGCACCUUAUUCUUGGUCGAGAAGGGACAGUUCGGGCCGGUGCCUGCCUGGAGAACCGAGUUCGUCGAACCGGAUGCAAUCUGGCUGGUGGGCACUUCUCACGUCUCCAGCGAAUCGGCGGUAGAGGUGGAGCGAGUUGUCAGGGCCGUGAAGCCAGAUAAUGUCGUCGUCGAACUCUGCAGAAGCAGAGCUGGGAUCAUGUACACUUCUUCUAAUGAAGGCGGCGAAGCUGGGCAGGAGUUGAAGUCGAGUAUGUUCUCGCUGAGUGGCAGAGAGGGAUUCUUUGGAGCUAUUGGUCGUAGCCUGAAUUUAGGAGGCCAAACUGCUCUGGCUUUGCGACUUCUUCUAGCGAUCUUCUCCUCAAAAGUUUCCUCCGAUGUGAACCGUCCUUUUGGGGACGAGUUCCGUGCAGCUCGAAAGUUGUCAGAGGAAGUUGGAGCUCAACUAGUACUAGGGGAUCGCCCAAUUGAGAUAACUCUUGAAAGGGCUUGGAAUUCUCUGAAAUGGAGUGAGAGGCUAAGCUUAGUGACAGCAGUUGUUAAAGGAAUCACAGCAACUCCCACCCAGCCGGGGACGAUGAAAGCAACCGCCGACGGUGAUGACACGGACGCAUCUUUCCGGCUCUACGAGCAGCUAGGCUUUUCAUACCCAUCGCUCCUCCCACCUCUGAUCCACGAACGUGACACGUACCUGGCAUGGUCGCUGAAACGGAGCAAAGCAGUGAACGGCGGCAAGAACGUCGUGGGGGUAAUCGGAAAGGGCCACAUGAACGGCGUCGUCUAUGCGCUUGUUUCCGAUCUGGGAGACCUACGGUUUCGGGACCUCGUCGGGGAGAGGUCUUCCGACGGCGGUGGAGGGUCCUCUUUCGUUGCUGCGGCCGGCAUUAAAAUCCUCAAGAGCUUGCUUAGGGACACUGUAAUUGGCGUCGUGCUUUGGCUCAUCUACGAGCUCGUGAAAGAUAGCAUUGUUGUGAGCCCAUGAACCCUUGGGCGGAUCGUUCGGUCCAAUUCUUAAGCCCAUAUUGGUUAGGGAGUUGGGCCCUGAAGAUCCACACAAUCCAUGUCUAUAGCAUCCCGUGGGCCUGUUUUUGUUUAUUUUCAGUUUGAGGGUUCAAUUAGACUCGAUUAAAAUUAAACUCAAUUACAAACGUUUUACUGCUACUAUAAGAUAAAAUUUUAACUCACUC